This is a messenger RNA of Pisolithus orientalis, 1182 nucleotides long. RefSeq lists its product as uncharacterized. The coding region runs from base 1 to 1182 and encodes 393 amino acids. The record is from RefSeq and is a predicted model, not a curated record. NCBI's taxonomy places the organism in Eukaryota, Fungi, Basidiomycota, Agaricomycetes, Boletales, Pisolithaceae. The transcript has 2 exons. Gene Ontology annotation, molecular function: protein binding.
AUGAGCCCUUUUGACGACAGGGACAUCUCCUGGGAGCUUGAAAGGAUUCCUCCAGAAGCGCUGGAGCGGGUCGAAGAGUGGUAUACAAAUAGCGACGAUUCAGCGCUUCGAGAACGCCUUGCAUCGCUCGCCAAUCUGGUUAAUGACCUGAACCUGCAGUUUAGCAGGGAGCGUGACAUGGAUACUUCGGCGGAUAUCAUCAACUUUCAACGUGCUAUAUUGGAUAUUACUCCCCCAUUGCGCCGAGAACGUCUUACAUCCGUUGUCAACCUCGCGAAUAGCCUGGACAAGCGAUUCAAGGCGAAGGGCGGUAUCGAAGAUUUGGGUCAAGUCAUCGACCUCCGACGCGCUGCCUUGCAGCUCACUUUCCCGGGGCACCAAGGACGUGUGAUGUCUCUUGACGACCUUGCAAAUGCCCCUAAAGAGGAUGGCGAUAUGGAUGACUUGAAGGAAGCUAUUACCCUCCGACGUGCUUCCCCGCAGCUCACUUCUCCGGGGCAUCAAGGGGACGUCGCGUCCCUCGACAACCUUGCGAAUAGCCUGCUCGAACGAUUCAGGAGGGAGGCCGAUGCAUCAGACUUGGAGGAAAUUAUUGUUCUUCGGUGCGCUGCCUUGCAACUCACUCCCCCGGGGCGCCAAGGACAUGUCGUCUUUCUCGAUAAUCUUGCGGAUAGCCUGCACGAACGGCACAGGCGUGAGGCAGGUGCAUCAGACUUGGCAGAAAUCGUUCGCCUCCGAUGCACUGCCUUGCAGUUCACUCCACCAGAGCAUCCGGAACACCCCGUGUUUCUUGCCAAGCUGUUGGAUUGUCUCGAUGAGCGGUUUAGCAGGGAGGGUGGCACAAAGGAUUUGACGGAAAUCAUUACCCUCCGACUUACUGCCUUGCAAUUCACUCCCCCCGGUCAUCCAGGACGCUUCGCGUCUCUUGUCAGCCUCUCAAAUAGCCUGCACGAGCGUUUCAGAAGAGGCGACGACUUGGCAGAUUUAGAUGAAGUUAUAACUCUCCGCCGAACUGCACUAGAAUGCACUCCACCAUCACCUUCCGACAAGUGCAUGUCUCUAUUAAACCUCGCGACAUGUCUCCGUGAAAAAUACCAGAGGCUAUGUGUCAAGGAUGAUUUGGCUGAGGCUGUCACGCAUGCUCGGUGCUACCCUGGCGCUCUGCCCUUUGGAACAUUAUGA